Branchiostoma belcheri (Belcher's lancelet) is the source of this 1213-nucleotide messenger RNA. RefSeq names its product neurogenic locus notch homolog protein 1-like. Bases 89 to 1213 code for a protein of 374 amino acids. The transcript has 9 exons. Gene Ontology annotation, molecular function: Notch binding. Gene Ontology annotation, biological process: Notch signaling pathway. The record is from RefSeq and is a predicted model, not a curated record. NCBI's taxonomy places the organism in Eukaryota, Metazoa, Chordata, Leptocardii, Amphioxiformes, Branchiostomatidae.
CCCCUCAUACUUAAAUACGACGGGGUAGAUCGUGGAUUCUGAAUUUUCUCCUUUUUACCCCAGUCCUAUUUUCCAGUCUUCUUCUACAAUGGCCGCUAUCAGCAAUGUGACUUUAUGUGUCCUGGCUAUAAUAAUGGUCACUGGAGCCAAUGCAGCACCUUGUGACCUGUACUCGGUCUUGGAUGACCCCUGGCGAAGCUUGACUCUCAUUACAAACGAUCGUCACUGUGACAAGCCCGGCUAUGAGGAUUCCACUGGACUAACCGAAGGUUGGUACCGCUUCACCGGGCCGGCGGGGACCCAGAUGCCGACGGUCGCGCCGGGUGCCACCCACCUCUGCGGCACCUUCGCACCGGUGUGGAUGAACGGGCAACACCCAACUGUCGCUGACGGGGUGGUCACGCGUCAGGCGUGCGCCUACCGGGACUCUAACUACCACUGCGCCUGGAGGUGGGACAUACAAGUGGCGGCCUGUCCCGACGGGUUCUACGUGUACUACCUGAUACAUACCCCUACCUGUAACCUGGGCUACUGUGCUGACGUGCCCUCGCCACCUGUCCACAACUCGCUAUGCUACAAGCUGUCAGACGUCACCAGAGACUACGAGAGCUCUACGCAGGAAUGUGCCGCUAUGGGAGGCAGUCUGGCGCUGAUCGGGGAUGCAGGGACACAGAGUUUUGUGGCUGAACUCAUCCGAACACACAGUAACGCGAGUCACUGGGCCGGGAGUACGUCACCCGCCGUCCACUGCUCCUACACUGGUCUGUCUGCUGGGAUAGGCCACGAGCUAUGGGCCUCCGGACAGCCUCCCAUAUUUUGCGUGUUCAUGGACAGUAGCGCCGACUUCAAGUUGAACGUGGCUGUCUGCUCAGAGAAACACGGAUUCGUCUGUCAAAGUGACAUAGUGAUGUGUCAGCGUGACGUGUGUCAGAACGGCGGGACCUGCACCUCAUGUUUUGAUGACGCACACAAGACCUGCACCUGUCAACCCGGCUACACCGGGCACCGCUGCGAAACGCAUCUGGACCUUUGCAACCCGAACCCGUGUCCGUUCGACUGGAACUGUGUGGACACUGGCGGGUCUUUGAUGUGUAUACCGAAAGCUCAUGUCCGGCUGUCAGAGCAGAGUUUGCACAGCUGUACUGUCCAGUCCUGUCCAGUAGGACUGGCCUGUAAGGAGGACGGACCUGGAGGCUACUCCUGCGUGCCCUAG